Molecule: messenger RNA, 387 nt
Organism: Penicillium mononematosum
Lineage: Eukaryota; Fungi; Ascomycota; Eurotiomycetes; Eurotiales; Aspergillaceae
Exons: 1
Coding region: 1-387 (128 amino acids)
Source: RefSeq, a predicted model, not a curated record
AUGGCAAUCCAUGAAAAAGAGUUCUCCACCCCACCGCCCCAUCCACCAGUGGGUACACCCCAGAACUCCCCAUCCGCAUUGCCAUGGUACUCCAUCGCGCCGGGGGUAUGGGAAUUCUUGCUAAACGGCGCCGGAGAGCACAAAGCUGUGCUGCAGUGGUGGGAGCCAAAUACUACAUCUGCGCAGACAGAGCCAAUAACACAUCCCUACAUCGAGGAGGUCUGCACCCUGCGCGGUGGACUGGAAGAUCUUUCGCUCGGAGAGUCGUGGGGUAUGGGUGCCUACGCCUACCGGGAACCUGGGAUGGAGCAUGGACCGUAUCGGGCGACGAAGGAUGGAUGCCUGCAGUUUGUUAAGGUCGUGCCGGUGAAGAAGCAGGGAUUGUGA